This is a messenger RNA of Xenopus laevis (African clawed frog), 2463 nucleotides long. It is a transcript of the gene capza1.L, whose product is annotated as capping actin protein of muscle Z-line subunit alpha 1 L homeolog. Bases 116 to 976 code for a protein of 286 amino acids. The transcript has 10 exons. Gene Ontology annotation, biological process: actin cytoskeleton organization; barbed-end actin filament capping. Gene Ontology annotation, cellular component: cortical cytoskeleton; F-actin capping protein complex; cytoskeleton. Gene Ontology annotation, molecular function: actin filament binding. Lineage: Eukaryota; Metazoa; Chordata; Amphibia; Anura; Pipidae. The record is from RefSeq and is a predicted model, not a curated record.
CCCCUAGAAACAUGUCCGUCACCUGCCCGCUUCCGUUUCACGUCGGAAGUUCCUCCUCCCUUCCCGUUGUGUUUUGCGCUUCAUUCGCAUCUGGGCUAGGCCAGUCGAAGCCAAGAUGGCUGAUUACGAAGAUCGGGUGUCUGAUGAAGAGAAGGUGCGCAUUGCAGCAAAGUUCAUAACCCAUGCCCCCCCAGGAGAAUUCAAUGAGGUCUUUAAUGAUGUCCGGCUUUUACUCAACAAUGACAACCUGCUCAGGGAAGGAGCAGCGCAUGCCUUUGCCCAAUAUAACAUGGAUCAGUUUACACCUGCUAAGAUUGAAGGCUAUGAUGACCAGGUCCUUAUAACAGAGCAUGGAGAUCUUGGCAAUAGCAGAUUUCUGGAUCCACGGAAUCGAAUUACCUUUAAGUUUGAUCACUUAAGGAAAGAAGCUAGUGAUCCUCAUCCUGACGACAGUGAUGUGGCUUUAAAAUCCUGGAGAGAUGCUUGUGACUUGGCCUUGCGGGCAUAUGUGAAAGAACACUAUCCGAAUGGUGUCUGCACUGUUUAUGGAAAGACAAUAGAUGGACAGCAAACAAUAGUAUCUUGUAUUGAAAGCCACCAGUUUCAGCCUAAGAACUUUUGGAAUGGUCGCUGGAGGUCUGAAUGGAAAUUUACCAUCUCGGGAUCCACUGCUCAGUUGGUAGGAGUUCUCAAGAUUCAGGUUCAUUACUAUGAGGAUGGAAAUGUUCAGUUAGUUAGCCACAAAGAUGUGCAGGAAUCCAUAACAAUCUCUGGUGAAGCUCAAACCGCCAAGGAAUUUGUAAAAAUUAUAGAGCAAGCAGAGAGUGACUACCAGACUGCCAUAAGCGAGAACUAUCAGACCAUGUCAGACACAACUUUCAAAGCCUUACGCCGGCAGCUGCCAGUGACCCGCACCAAGAUCGACUGGAAUAAAAUACUCAGCUACAAAAUUGGCAAAGAGAUGCAAAACGCUUGAGAACCUUUAUGGAGCAAUGGCAAAGUUUAGUGUGCAAAGCAAACUGAGAACUGUUUGGUCUUACAAAUAUACUAUGUAUACCCUUAUGUGUAGGAGAGGCUCGUAACAAAUGUUAUUGUUGGCCCCCAACACAAAUCAGUUUUUUUUCAAAGGAGACAAAAUAUAGUGGUUUGUAAAAUGUGAUAUUUUGCUAGGGCCUGCAGUCGUAUUUUCUAACUUGAAGUGCCGCAGAACAAUCUUUUGAGUUUUUAUAUUAUUUACCCUGGAAUCUCCAAUUGAAUUACCUGUAUUUGUCAGUCUGGCAUAUAUCAAAUUUGCCAAUAGAACAUAUGAAUUCUUGUACUUAAAAUAUGUACCUGCUAUGGGUGCCAGUUUAACCACUUUUAAAGAAAGUAGCCCUAUGGAAUAUCUCCCUUUCCUUCUAUUAAUUGACACAUGUACCAUUUGUGUUUCUCAGACAAUUGUAAUAGUUAAAUUCAGCCAAUGUAUAUUUUAUUUUUUACAAUACCGAAGGCACGUGAGCACUCACAUUAUACCAACUGAUGCCACUCAUUUUUUGACACAUUAUUUUUAUGGCCUUAUUACAAAGAUAUAAUCUAAUACUGUACUUCAGUAUGUUCAGAAGAACAUUUUAAUGAACUGCUGGCUUUAUAUACUACUUCACAUAAAUAUUCACUGGAAAUAAGGUGGGAUUUCCAGGUUUUGGAUAGGAUUGUAGAAUGUAGUUUCCAGACUCCAUCUACAUUUCACUUUUGAAUCCAUACUUUAUUUUUCCACCUGAUUUUAUAGGAACUUUCUAAAGUGGAACAGAAACAUGUUCAUUGUGAAAUACAAUCAGCAGGCAUGAUCAGAUUCAAGGGAGAAAUAUCGUUGCCCAUGAAAUGCUUUUCAGACUUUUGUGUUGUUGCACUCUUGCAAUUAAAUUCCUUCAAACGAUAUUGCCGUUGAAAGGUAUUCGUUUUUUUCCCCUUUUUGUUACUGUACCGCUUUUUUGCCAUAGACGAAGCUGAUCUCUGAAAUGCAGUAAUGUUUGAAAGCAGCACCCUGAAUUUAAUCAAUUGAAAGAGUUGUAAUAUGCAAUUUUUUUUUAUGAAAGAGCAUAACUCCCAGUUUUCAAUGUACAUAGGGAAAUACCACCUUUAAUGAUUAGAAUCUGUUACUUCAUUACCCAACAUUGGGGAACCUGUGUUUUGGUAACCCAACAGAGAAAACUUAAAUUCUGUCUCCUUCUUGGCUUUUGUUUUAUUAGUUUACGGUGAACAUCUGCAUUUUAGGAUGCUCCUUUUUUUUUUUUUUAGUCUAGAGAGUGGCAAAUGGUGGUUUGGGGUGGUAAGGGCUUGUGUAUGUCAAAAGAAAAUGACAGAAAAAUGCAAAUGUCUUCAUCCUAUAGCGCUUUAAUGGGUUUGUGGCACCUUCAGUUUGUACCACAAGUAUAUGAUCAUUGGGAAAAAUGUGUAUAAAUCCAAAAUAAAAAUAUUUGCACCAUA